AUGGGAGCCAUGCGAAAGGAAGCGGGCGUGUGUGCGUUCCCGUCAUCGUCUGACCUGUCGACCCAAGAGAACACCGGCAGCCAGAAACCUGCGGUGACUGGACUUUUGGACGAAAGAGACGCUCAACGGGCCUCGAUUCCGCCUGCUCCCACUGCCGCUCCUUUUCUUCCCAACAAGUCGCCUGCUCGGAGCAGCCCGAGACCCGAGUCGCAAAACAAAGCAGCCCCGUCUAGCUCUGUUCACUCAGCUUCUUCUGGUGCUGUUCCUCAGAACCAGAACUCGGUUUCUUGUGCUGUGAGGAACUGGUCUUACUGGAACAACUGGGACGCCAACGGCACAAUGGCUGGAAUCGAGGGUCAUGACGGCGCUAUGGCUAUGGAGGGCACAACUAGGAAUGCUCGUCGGUGGUUAGCCCUCGCGGCUCUGGCUUGCAUGUGGACGAACGCUCAAGCUCCGUUAUUCAUGUUUGCCGGCGCCCCUGUUUAUAUCUACCGAGAGCUCGGCGGUAUCGACCACUGGGUGUGGUUCGUAUCUGCCAACCUUCUCGCCACGGCAGCAAUUUCCCCCUUUGUCGGCGCCUUGUCAGAUCUUGUCGGCCGUCGAUUUGUUGCCCUUGCUGGCAAUGCCUUGAUUGUCAUCGGCCAGAUUAUCUGCGGCGCUGCUACGAGCAUGGAUGCGUUUAUUGUUGGCAUGGCCAUCUCAGGUUUGGGAACUGGCAUCAACGAGCUCACUGCCUUGGCGGGCGCCGCCGAGAUUGUCCCCGUGUCUCGCCGCGGCUACUAUGUGGCGGCAAUGAUCCUCACCAUCCUCCCGUUUCUGCCGUCGGUCAUGUAUGCUCAGCUUAUUUCGGCGUAUUCGAGCUGGCGAUAUAUUGCGGUUGUAACUACUGGUUGGGCUGCUAUCGGUUUGGUCAUGGCCUUUUUGUUCUACCACCCCCCUCCACGGAUCGAUGCCCAUGCCGGCGAGAAGAGCGAGGUGCUGAAGAAGACGGACUGGGUUGGUGGGUUCUUGUCGAUUGCUGGGCUUGUGCUGGUGGAGGUUGGGCUGUUGGGUGGUGGUUACAAUAGCGCGAGGAUAUUGGCUCCUCUCAUAAUCGGUGCCCUGGUUUUGGUGGCCUUUGUGGUGUGGGAACGGAAAGGGGCCAGCCAUCCUAUGGUGCCGAGAGACAUGGGCAAGUCGCCUUGGACCUUGUGGCUGACUCUCAUCAUCACGUUCAUUUCGGGCGCCAACUUCUUUUCAGUGUUGAUGAUUUGGCCGAGCGAGGCGUAUAAUGUUCCCGUCGGAGUCGGUAUCCGUGGUAUGCCCUUCGCCUUUGGCACCAUGGCCGGAUGUGUCAUCUCCCUGGUGAUGCUUUCUUGGCUCAAGGGAAACAUCAAGUGGAUUCUGUUCGUCUCGUCAACAUUGAUGACACUGGGCUGUGGACUGCUGGCCAUUGCCAGAGUCGACAACAUUCAGACCGUGUACGGUGUUUUGUUCAUUGCCGGUCUCGGCGUGGGCGGAGUUGUCGUCCCGGCAUCGACAAUCACGGCCAUCAUCUGCCCCAGCGAUGUCAUUGCUACAGUCACCGCCUUGACUAUCGCCAUCAGAAUCGUAGGCGGUGCUAUCGGAUACGCCAUCUACUACAACGUUUUUGUGUCGAAGCUCCUCCCCCAGCUGAUGCAAAUUGUAGGCGGAACCUGCGUCAAGGUUGGGAUCGAACACGACAAGAUUGAACAGAUCAUCCAGAUGACGGGAGCGUCGCUGGUCAACGAGAUCAAGCACCUUCCGUUUGUGAACGAGACUCAGUGGCAUGCGAUUGUGGCGGCUGGUCAGGUGGCUUAUUCUCAUGCAUACCCCUGGGCCUAUUACUGCAGUAUUGCCUUCGGGGGUGUGUCGAUGUUGGCGAGUUUGUUUUUGGGGGAUCUAAAUAUGGAUGAUACGGUUGCGGUGGUUCUUUGA
Molecule: messenger RNA, 1938 nt
Organism: Podospora anserina S mat+
Lineage: Eukaryota; Fungi; Ascomycota; Sordariomycetes; Sordariales; Podosporaceae
Exons: 6
Coding region: 1-1938 (645 amino acids)
Biological process (GO): transmembrane transport
Cellular component (GO): membrane
Molecular function (GO): transmembrane transporter activity
Source: RefSeq, a predicted model, not a curated record